AUCAUCUUCUUUUUUUUCCAUCUCUCUCUCUCUCUUUUAUAAACCUCUUUCGAAAUUUCUCACCGAUCUCUCAAAGCUUUUCUCUCAUCCAAAUUCUUCUUCUGUGUGAUUCAACACUGAUUCUCUUUGGAGCUGCUUAAUCGUGAAAUUGAGUUCGUGAUUUUGUUGAAGGGAGCAGAGGAAUUUCAGAAUAUGGCGCCCAGUAAAACGACGUCGAAGAGUGUCAGCAAGCGCUUCACCAAAGAAGCCUCUCCACCAGAUAUAGACAAAGUCAAGCAACAACGUAAGAAGAAAUUGACUGACAAGGUGGGACCUCAGUGGACGAAAGGUGAGCUUGAGCGUUUCUAUGAAGCCUAUAGAAAGCACGGCAGAGACUGGAAAAAGGUAGCUGCUGCUGUGCGGAAUAACCGCUCUGUUGACAUGGUGGAAGCUCUUUUCUACAUGAAUCGGGCAUAUUUGUCCCUGCCCGAAGGAACGGCGUCUGUAGUUGGUCUUAUUGCAAUGAUGACUGAUCAUUACAGCGUCAUUGAGGAGAACGAAAGUGAAGGAGAAGGCCACGGUGGUUCUGGAGUAUCGAGGAAAUAUCAUAAGAGCAGACGAGCUAAAGUUCCGCCUAAUGAUAUUCGAGAAGAAGCUAUCUCACCACAUUCAGUUGCAUCAACGGAAGGAUGCCUUUCAUUUAUGAAGAUGACACAAGUUUACGGAAGGGAGCGACGUGCCACUGGUAAACGUACACCUCGGUUUCUUGUACCAGGUGCAGACCAGAGGGAUGAUAUAGAUGAUUCAACGCCACUAAAUAAAAGAGCCAAGAUACUACUUGAGGCUGCUGAUGAUGAUGCUGAUGAUGAUGAUGAUGAUGUACUAGCAUUAGCAUUGGCAAAGGCAUCGAGAAGGGUGGGAGGAUCUCCUUAUAGAAGAACAGUACUCAACAAAAGCACGCCAAAUGUGAAAAUGUCACAAGCAAAGGAAGCUGAAUCCAAGAACCGUGCUAGCUCCAUGUUUGAAAAUGUGGUGAGAAUAGGCCGAGAUAGGACGAGUGUUAAGGGAGCUCCAGAUAGAGAUGGUGCCGUGUUGAGGGAUAUGGAAGGGGUUGGUACCGUCGAGGUUCCCCUGAUGGAGAAAAAUGUGAGACACGAAGAAGGAGAAGGGUUGGUAAAUGUUGAAGCCCCAAAAGAUAAAUUUGAAGCUCUGCAUGCAUUGGCUGACUUGUCAGCUUUACUAACGCCGGCUGAUUUGAUGGAAUCAGAGUCAUCUGCAGAGUUAGAACAAGAAAACCAAAACAGAAAAGAACCAAAACAAGCAGGACGAGGAGAAAGUGUCCUACAUGUAACUUCAGCUGCUGAUAGUAGAAAACCGAAGUCUGCGGAGGAACUCGUUGAUGGUAAUGCUGUUCCCAUAGGGGAACUUGUCACUUCAAGAAGAAAACGUAAACCUCCACAUAAUAAGGAAUUGGCUGAAGAUGAUAAUUUGAAGACUCCGAUCAACGCCAGACGUGCUGGUCAAGGUCCAGCAAAGCAGCAGAAAACUGCAAAGACCUCGGGAGAAUCUUUUUCAACUAAUGAUAAGAAAAUAACUGGACCGAAUGACGUAGUAUCAGCUACACCGCGUCCAGCGAGUUUGCCGCAGAAACAACCAAACAGGCGUAAGAUUAGUUUGAAGAAGAGUUUACAAGAAAGAAGUAAAUCUUCUGAAGCCACUCAUAACAAGUCACAUAGUUACCAGAUAGAUCCAGAACAUGAAUUAUUAAAGGAGCAGGUUUCCACUUGUCUGUCACACCCAUUGGUACGUCGAAGAUGCAUAUUUGAAUGGUUCUAUAGUGCUAUUGACUAUCCAUGGUUUGCAAAGAUGGAGUUUGUUGAUUAUCUAAAUCAUGUGGGUCUUGGUCACGUUCCAAGACUUACGCGUCUUGAAUGGAGCGUCAUUAAGAGUUCUCUUGGUAGACCUCGGAGAUUCUCUAAGAGAUUCAUACAGGAAGAGCGGGAUAAACUCGAACAGUAUCGUGAAUCUGUGAGAAAGCAUUACACAGAGCUACGUGCAGGUUCCAAAGAAGUGCUUCCUACAGAUUUGGCGCAGCCUUUAUCAGUUGGGAGUAGAGUCAUUGCCAUCCAUCCAAAAACACGGGAAAUUCGUGAUGGCAAGAUUAUUACUGUGGAUCAUAACAAGUACGACGUUCUGUUUGAUGAAUUGGGUGUCGACGUGGUUAUGGACAUUGAUUGCAUGCCUUUAAAUCCUUUUGAAUACAUGCCUGACGGUCUAAGGAGGCAAAUGGAUAACUGCUUGUCAGUAUGGAAAGAAGCACAGCUUACCAAACACCCAAGCUCUGAUGCAUCUGUUCUGUUCCCUCCUUCCAUGCUUGAAAAUCUCGACUUUUCUAUGAGUCUUACUAAGAAAGAGGCUGCAUCUUCGGUGAAGGAUGACGAAGACGCAGGGAAGAUGAUCCAACAGGCUUUAGACUCAAUCAGCGAACAUCAUCAGCCAUUAGAUAACUCUAUAGUGACUGUGAAGCAUCAAGACCAAGCGAAUUGCAGCUUGGAUCAUCAUCAAAGCCGGUCUCCCUCAAACACAGGAGAGCCGAUGUCUGAAGGAUUGAUUAGCUCUUGUGUUGCAACUUGGCUCAUGAUUCAGAAAUGCACAGAAAAGCAGUACCCACCAGGUGACGUGGCGCAGGUGAUGGAGACAGCAGUGAGUAGCUUGCAGCCGCGGUGUCCCCAGAACAUGCCGAUCUACAGAGAAAUACAGACUUGUAUGGGAUGGAUCAAGAAUCAAAUCAUGGCUCUUGUCAAAACAUGA
Molecule: messenger RNA, 2790 nt
Organism: Eruca vesicaria subsp. sativa (arugula)
Lineage: Eukaryota; Viridiplantae; Streptophyta; Magnoliopsida; Brassicales; Brassicaceae
Source: the annotation of a GenBank genome assembly